AUGUCUUCGUCCAUCUUGCACCAAUGCCCGUCCUGUGGACAUGUUUCUGAUAUCUCCCUCUCUCUCGCUGCUUUCAUCGAGAAUCCAAACUGUAACCAGUGUGGCCUGUCUGCCUCGGAGAGCAAUGGCAAGCUGCAGGAUGAGCUGGCUACUUUGUUCGACCGACAGAUGACCAUGGCACCGUUGCCUCCCUCCCAGAAUGAAUCGAUCACCUAUAUCUCCCAACACUAUCAUCAUUCUUCCCAUGUAGUCCCUCCCCCGGUUUCGCAGCCUUUGGUCUUUCCGACAACCCAGAGCGUCCUCGAUGUCUUGAGGCAGUACGGACUUGACCCCGACACCUUCUCGGCCAGACAGCUGGCACUUUUCCAGCAUGCGGACGUGGACCAACAACGCCGUUUGAUUCAAACGUGGCAGGUCUACGCGAGGUCGGAACAGGCCCCGGCUAUACCAGUUUGCCCAAACAUUCAUUCUUUCCCCGCAAACCUCGCCCAGGACCUCGAGAUGAGCGACCAGACAGAUAGUAUCAGAUAUGACCAUGGUGGCCUUGCCGAGCCCUACAUGGUAUCAGGCUACGAGGCUGCCCCGCCGAAAGAACCAUCGACCGGAGCGCCAUAUACUUCGUCUACAGAUCCUGUCUACAGAAGCCAGCAGCAACAGUGGUGGGAGCCGACCCAGAUGGGACCGAUGGAGUCGCAAUAUGGAAGAUAUGAGGAGAUGGACCGGUAUCAUGCGGCUUAUGAGGCCGUUCGACCAAGCUGGUGCCAAAAAUGA
Molecule: messenger RNA, 771 nt
Organism: Penicillium maclennaniae
Lineage: Eukaryota; Fungi; Ascomycota; Eurotiomycetes; Eurotiales; Aspergillaceae
Exons: 2
Coding region: 1-771 (256 amino acids)
Source: RefSeq, a predicted model, not a curated record